CGGGGCAAGGCCUUCCUCCAACCCUCCUCCUCUGCGUCGCUUCUCCUACCGCGAGCUACAGCAGGCAGCAGGGUAUUUCAACGCAUCCCUGCAGCUGGGAAAGGGCAGGUGGACGAGUGGCUGGGAGAGCUGCCACGUGGCAGCAAGAGAGAGGUGGCGGUGAAGGUGCUUCACACUGAGAGCGUCAAGGCGUUUGAUGACUGCCUGGCGGAGAUCCUAGUGCUGGGCGACCUGAGACACCCCAACCUGGUGCAGCUGCUGGGGUACUGCAUGGAGGACAGCCGGGCGAUUCUUGUGUAUGAGCUGGUGGAGAGAGGGGACCUGCACCACUGGCUACAUCCCAACGGCCGUAUGGUGCCAGGCUGCAUGGUGCCAGGCUGCAUGGUGCCAGGCCGUAUGGUGCUGGGCCACAUGGCCAGUCAUGCCGAGGUGAGUGAUGCACUCAUUGGGACACAAUCGGGAUGCAUGGUGCUGGGCGGCACGGUGCUGGGCGGCAUGGUGCUGGGAUGCAUGGUGCUGGGCGGCAUGGUGCUGGGCGGCAUGGUGCUGGGCGGCGUGGUGCUGGGCGGCAUGGUGCUGUGA
Molecule: messenger RNA, 582 nt
Organism: Closterium sp. Naga37s-1
Lineage: Eukaryota; Viridiplantae; Streptophyta; Zygnematophyceae; Desmidiales; Closteriaceae
Source: the annotation of a GenBank genome assembly